AUGCCGAAGGUUUUACUUACCGGUGGAUCCGGUUUCAUUGCCGCCCACGUCCUCGAUAUCCUGCUCAAGAAGGGGUAUGAAGUCGUAACCACAGUGCGGUCCGAGACCAAGGCCUCUCAAAUCCGUGCCAAGUACCCGGGCGCAAAGCUCUCGGUAGCCAUUGUACCGGACAUCGCGGCGCCGAACGCCUUCGACUCGGUGAUCGCGGGCGAGCCGGGGAUCGACUACGUGCAGCAUACCGCAUCCCCCUUCCACUUCAACUGGAAGGAUGCGCGCACGGAGCUCCUGGACCCUGCCAUCGAGGGCACGAACUCGGUGCUUCGAGCCAUCAAGAAGCACGCGCCCGGCGUAAAGCGCGUCGUGCUCACCAGCUCAUUCGCAGCCAUCAUUACCGAGGCUGAUCUUACUAAUCCGAACAAGACCUUUUCUGAGGCGGACUGGAACCCUAGCACGUAUGAGGAUGGAUUAAAGGGGCCGCCGCCGACGUCAUACCGGGUUUCCAAGACGUAUGCUGAGAAGACGGCCUGGGACUUUGUCAAAAAUGAAAAGCCUGGAUUCGACCUCGCCACUAUAUGUCCUCCUAUGGUAUUCGGCCCCGUAGCACACCACCUAGACUCGCUCUCGGGGAUCAACACCUCCAACGCGCGGAUCGCAGACCUAAUCCAAGGGAAGUGGAAGACCGGGAUCCCUCCCUCGGGUGUAUACCUUUGGGUCGACGUGCGCGACGUAGCCAACGCGCACGUGUCUGCCAUGGAGAUUCCCGAGGCGGGCGGCCAGCGCUUCUUCACGACGGCCGGAUACUACGACAACGUGCAGAUCGCGAAGGUGGUGCGGGCCGCGUACCCCGACCUGGCGGACAAGCUGCCUACCGACGCCACGCCCGUGGCCAAGGGUGGUUCCCUUCCGGAAGAAGGCGCGUAUAAGUAUGACAACUCGCGCGCGACGAAGGUGUUGGGUAUUGACUGGAUUCCGCUUGAGAAGAGUGUUGCGGAUACUGUCGAGACAUUAUUGACCAUUCCUGCUUAA
Molecule: messenger RNA, 1026 nt
Organism: Annulohypoxylon truncatum
Lineage: Eukaryota; Fungi; Ascomycota; Sordariomycetes; Xylariales; Hypoxylaceae
Product: NAD(P)-binding protein
Exons: 3
Coding region: 1-1026 (341 amino acids)
Molecular function (GO): oxidoreductase activity, acting on the CH-OH group of donors, NAD or NADP as acceptor
Source: RefSeq, a predicted model, not a curated record